Molecule: messenger RNA, 906 nt
Organism: [Torrubiella] hemipterigena
Lineage: Eukaryota; Fungi; Ascomycota; Sordariomycetes; Hypocreales; Clavicipitaceae
Source: the annotation of a GenBank genome assembly
AUGUCUAAAUCCAAUUCUACUACCGCCGGUAAAUCCGUUUUGCCAUUGGACCACGAACUAGCGGUCCAAAAUUCUGAAUAUUGGCAACAAAUCAAAAGACUGUCGGCGGAAAAUCUUGAGCUAAAGGCCAAGUUGGCUGCGUUGGCCGCAUCACGUAACACGCCACCCGAGGCCGACGCUCGCCAAAAUUCACAGAUCAGUGAAAAUCAAUAUCCGGGGAAGAAGGCGAAGGUUGUUCAUAUCGUCAAUGUCGAAGACAAGCCAGUAUCACUUGAAGCCUCUGAAUCGAACGACUUUCCCAACAAGGGAAGAACGCGUAACCUUCAACCUGGGCUGCCACCAUCGGAAACUGAGGCGGUAAUGAAACCGGCACUUCCCAUGGGCCCAGACUCUGAAGGUCCUCAUGAGAGUAAAACAGAUAUCGAUUUCAAAAAGAUCGUGAAUAUUGUUUCAGAUGAAGGCAAUGUGACAUUGGCCGAGGAGCUUGCUGCCCGUCCCGGCUCCGAAUUGAUUCAUUUGCGGGCAGGCUCUCCAGAUGGAGACAACUCUUCAGCAGUGCAAAGGUCGAUAAAGGAGGCAAUAUUCGACAAAGAAAAAAAAGCAUUGACAGCCAAAAUGAUGACGUACAUCAAACUUGGGAGUGCAACACUCCUGAUGCUCCAUCUUGUCCAAACAUAUGUUGCCUGCCGCCGGGAACGGGGGAGAUGGCUUCAAGCGAACAAUCUAUCGCGAACGCAACUUUUUGGCAUCUUACACUACGAUGCCUCAUUGCUUGUUGCACCUGGAGUCAACCCUGACUUAGCUCUUGGCGUACAAGAUAUUUGGGAUAUUUUGCAGGUGAUACAGGCUAUUGUUUGGAGCUAUCUUAAAAGCUUGACACUGUCCUUCGGUGCUUCACGUCUUUAG